AUGGCGACCGCCAGCACCUACCACCACCGACAUGGAAUCGGCUUUGAUAUCCACGACCAUGGACUACACUCCAACUUCACCCCUCACAGACUCGACAACAAUCAGUUUUAUGUCUUGGAUCCCAAUUCAGACACCGACCACGAUCAUAGCAGGAAGCCAAACAAGACUCGAACAAUCACUACCCAAAACAAUUACUUGGGUAGCCCCAAGAAAGCAAAUGUUAGGGCUAGAGGUACUGCAAGAUAUCAAGCUGACGGGUCAGAACUUGGAAACGAGACUGCGCGUCAAGUGCGCAAGAAGCUAGGCGAAGGAAACAGUCCUGAGACCGGUGCAACCAUCUCCACAUUCAUCUCAAAAGAAUUUGGGGAAAUCAAUCACCUUGCCCUGGAAAGUCAAAGACUCACCAGCAACGCAGAGCAGUUGGCCAAACACUACGCAGGUCACUUCGAGUGGGUUCUGUCAUUGCCGGCAAAGACCCUGCCUGAAGGAUGCGGUCAUCCAGUCUGCUCUCACGAUAACCCAGAGAUUUGUGGCUAUACGGGAUCCGGAGAAUGUGCUCACCCAAUCUGUUCUCAUGAACACCCUGAGCGCUGUGGCUACCAAGGAUCCGAAAACCCAAAAAAGCUGCUUUACUUUGGCUGCAACCUCGUCCCACGGCGCUCAAGGUCAAUGCCGGAUGCCAAGUUAGGCACCGACAACGGAAAUCAAAGUGCUGAUAUAUAUACGGUUGUAGCUACAAAGCUCGACGGCGUCGAGCAUAGCGACGUUGUCGAGAAUAAUACUGUUCCGACGAACAUCACGAUGCAUCCCGACGAAUCCCAUGUUCAGAUGAGGCGCUCCCACAUCACCCGCGAGACAAUUGAUGAGGAGACGGAGAGCAUGAUGGAUGAAAGGGCUGGCGAUUUUGAAACUACUAUCGUCCAAAUGGACGCGGAUUCCGUCUCCAGCAUGGCUGAAGAGACCAGCCCUUACCAUACGGACGAUGAAAUGCGCGAUGUUCACGGAGAGGUUGACGUGGACCAUCGACAUGAGCCUCAGGUGAGCUUCGAGUCAGAUUGUCUUCUGAUUGGCGAAUAUCAGUAUGAAGAAGAGAGAAAUGAAGCUCGAGAAUCAGAUUCACAUGCAGAAAAUGACCGCCACAUCCAAGACGAGUCCCGGAUGUGGGAGACUGAUUCAUGUCACCGAUACCACCAUCAUUCCUCGGAAACCGUGGAUGAUUGUCAACAAGAGUCUAGAAUGAGGUGGGAGACCGAACACCGUCACAGAUAUCGUCACGGCCUCUCGGAGGCCAUGGAAGACGAACACAUGGAACCAAUGAGACUAUUUCCACCCAUUUCGAGUUCUGCGUCCAGGAUUGAAGACUCGGUGGAAGCUCUCGACAAGCUCGAGGAUGAAUUGGAAGCCAUCAAUGACUUGACACGAAUUGACCGAAUCUUGUCUCCUGUAAACGCAAGAAUGUCCUUGAUGCAGAGCGUUCAGAGAACAUCCAAGGCCGCUCCACCUCAGCGGACAAGCUCCAAGAGAACUGGACCUACCACGGUCCGCCCGAAAGAUGUCGAUCGCUCUUCAUCGUUGCGGAAGUCAAGCUCGAUGAGCUUUGCCGAUAAUAAAGCGGCUGCUGAGAAGAAAGGUACAGCAACCAGACCAACCAGUCUUCGGCCACCCAUGCCUCCGGCCAGGUCUAACAAAGCACCCACUGUGGCCCGCCGCCUCAAUGAAGAGCGUGCAUCUGGUCUUUCACAAGGAUAUAUUUCCGAAAACGCCCCGUCUAUGGAUGAUUCUUGGACCGCCUCGCCUCCCAAAGUUCGUGUCAGGUCCACCAGAAUGUCCCUGCGAGGCGCUUCUGAGCUACCCGGUCAGGCAAUUUCACGUCGCAGGAGAGAGGAGUCGGAGACCAAACAGCGAGCUGAGGAAGAGGACGGUAAGGGCCGCGAGUCCAAGGCUCGCUCGGUCCGUGCUAGCGUCUCAAAAGCUACGAAUCCUCGCGAGACGGCUGUUAGUCGGGCGCGGCAAGGCAGACCUAGUGUCGCUCGUACAUUUGAUGGCAGCCAUGCUAGCGGUUGUGCAGAGCCCCGUUCUCCUCUAUCAAAGGCACCCGCUACGGCUUCUUUUGCGUCACCGACAGCUUCUUCUGCGAACAAGCGGAAUGCUACUGUGGGCAGAUCGGCCGCGUCGAGCAAGCGACAGUCGUACAAUGCGGCAACUCUUCCGGCGCGCGGCCGCUUGAGCAUGAUUGACUCGCUGUCGGCAGCCAAUGCCGGUCGUGGCAUUUCGAGGGCGUCAGCAGGUAGCAACCGCAGUGGCGUCACGGGCAGUAGCACGGUUAGCAGGCGUAGCACAGUGAGUGCGGAGGAGACGCAGAAACAGAGGCAGCGGGGUAAGGAGGUAUUCGCACGCGACAACGGCUAUACGGCGGAACGUGAGAGAGAGCGGCACGAAAGAGAGGAGGCGGCGAAGAGAGCUCGAAAGGAGGCGGCUGAUAGGUCUAGGAUGCAGAGCCGCGAGUGGGCAGAGAAGCAUGCACAGAAAGCCGCUAUUCUUGGUGGAAAGAAGAAACGGGACAGCAUGGUUGGGGGCUCUCAACCAAUGAGGCUUCGCUUCACAUCCUGAAGAGGUAGGGUUUGCAUGAUGGAUUCGGCGUUUCGACGCAAGUGGGCGAAAUGUUUGAGUUGGCGCGGAGUUGUGGCCCAGGCUUCGGCUUUGUUUUCAUUUUGGUCUUGCAUGAUUCUCUCUUUUUCCGGCUUGGAGUUCGAGGUUUGUGUGAGCAUUUUCAUGAGGUGGUUGCAUCGCAGUGUGAACUUUUUUUUUUAUCUUUUACUUUUUUCUUUUACUCGCGGUUCACGGUCUUAUCAUGCUGGCUUUCUGAUCCUUUUAACUUGCUUCCUCAUGUCAAAGCUUUGGGAGCACCAUGGUGACAGACAUCACCAUCUCUUGAGGGCCCCAGGUUGUUUUUAAUGACCUUUAUACACUGAGGUGCCCCGGAAAUACCCUCGAUCACUUACAGUACGGUUAAAUGGACUACUCACCAACCGAUUGGCCAACUGGGCUAUCGGACGAGGCAACGGGUCUUUCGGUUUUAAGGCCGUUAGGUGCUUCUCGUACGCCGCGACAACUGCUUGUCACACAGACUUAUCGGUUAGCUCUCGAGUGAGUUUUGGCGGGGUUGUUCUUGUUUUGUUUAUCAAUUGGAGCUUAGCCAACGUGGUCAUGAUAGGAGACGACGCUGGAUGUUAGAUAGAUUAGAUGGAGAUGCAGAACAAUCAACAAAGAUCUUGACAGGA
This is a messenger RNA of Neurospora crassa OR74A, 3281 nucleotides long. RefSeq lists its product as hypothetical. The transcript has 2 exons. The coding region runs from base 1 to 2610 and encodes 869 amino acids. NCBI's taxonomy places the organism in Eukaryota, Fungi, Ascomycota, Sordariomycetes, Sordariales, Sordariaceae. The record is from RefSeq and is a predicted model, not a curated record.